GUCACAUCACAGGCCGUGUUUGAUAACAUUGAGGAUACACAACGCUGAGAGGAGACGAGGGCGGCGGUUUUAAUUCAGCCAUUAGCGAGGGCUUUUCAAGAAACCAAAAGAGGACUAAAGCGUAUUUAUACAUCUAAAGCACCAAAGAUCCCCCUAUCUCUGCACCCAGUGAUUCUCCAGUCAUUGUGCUGUCAGGGUGAUGUCGGCAGCCUGUCUCGCACGCCUGGCAAGGUGCAGUGGUCCUCGUGUGGGACGUAGUGGUCUUUUACAGAUGGCACUAGUCCCACUUGCAUUCCAGCAGGAUCUCCAGUUCACAAUCCUCCGGAGACAGCUUUACAGCCCUUCGGGAAAACGGGACAGCAACACACGCUUUGAUCCAGACAGCAGUGGCCAACCCACUACUUGGGAUUCAUUUGGUAUUUGGGACAAUCGAAUUGACGAGCCCAUUUUGCUGCCUUCCAGCAUUCGCUAUGGCAAACCCAUUCCCAAAGUCAGCUUAUCGAAAGUAGGCUGUGCCUCGCUCAUCGGUCAACGCAAGGAAAAUGAAGACCGAUUCCAGGUCUCCCAGAUGACUGACAACAUCCUCUACUUUGCUGUGUUUGAUGGGCAUGGUGGGCCAGAAGCAGCCGAUUUUUGUGAAAAAUACAUGGAGAAAUUCAUCAAGGACCGUGUGGCAGAGGAGUCCAAUCUGGAAGUAGUGUUAACGAAGGCCUUCCUUGAAAUAGACAAAGCUCUCGCAAGGCACUUGCACUUCUCUCCAACUGUACCCGGGAUCAAUGCAGGAACCACCUCCACUGUGGCCCUGCUGAGGGACGGCAUCGAGCUGGUGGUGGGCAGUGUGGGUGACAGCCGCGCCAUGCUGUGCCGCAAGGGCAAGGCCCUUAAACUCACUGACGACCACACUCCUGAGAGGAAGGACGAGAAAGAGAGGGUAAAGAGAAGUGGGGGUUUUAUCACCUGGAAUAGUCUGGGACAGUCAAACGUCAACGGCAGGUUGGCCAUGACACGCAGCAUCGGAGACUUUGACCUGAAGAACACAGGGGUUAUCGCUGAGCCUGAAACCAAGAGAGUAUCGUUGCACCAUGCCCACGACUCGUUCCUGGCACUGACCACAGACGGCGUUAACUUUAUUAUGAACAGCCAGGAGAUCUGCAAUGUCAUCAAUCAGUGUCACGACCCCAAAGAGGCAGCUCAGAGAAUAUCUGACCAGGCUCUUCAGUACGGCUCAGAGGACAACAGCACAGUUAUCGUGGUGCCCUUUGGUGCUUGGGGAAAGCACAAGAGCUCGGACGCUUCUUUCUCCUUCAGCAGAAGUGUUAUAUCAAGCGGUCGCUGGGCGUAGUCUGCAGGACGUUAAAGAACAAGGUCGUGGUCUGUUGACCUAAUUAAUGUGUGCAAUACAAUCGAUCAGUGCCCUUGUGGAAAUAUUACAAAGUGUGUGGUUUGCCCAAAUAAUAAUACCUGAGGGUUACAAUUUGUUAAUUAGAGUAGCAUGAUAUUUAUUAGCCUCUACGAAGUCAGAGACAGUGAAUUCAUGAUGAAAAACAUCCUCUUUAUAAAAGGUUUUAUCUACUUGUAAGCCAAUGCCCUUAUAGGUGCUAAAAGCUGAGAAGUGUUUGAAUGGCAGACAGGAGUUCAUGAUGACAUGAAAGCCGUUGCUUUUAUGUAGCCUGCUCCACAACAACUGACACUUUAAUACUAGUAUUAUUGACUGUCUGCCAUUCAGAUAUUUUUUUAUCUAUUCAGCUUUAACACCCAAAUUUGCACCAUUUUAUUUUCAUUGUUAAAUUAUCCUGGAUAGGUUGCAUUUUUUUUUUAAAUUGUGCAUCUGGAUAUUUACCAGUUUGAGUCCUGCAUUCUUUCCAUUACUCAGAGUUAGACUUCAUUCUCACCAAAUCAGUUAAGGCUGUGAUGAGCUGCAGGGUUAUGUGGCCAUGUGGGAGUGUCACUCUAAGGAAUUUUAACUCCCCAAUGUAGCACAAUUAGACUUCACCAAUUAUUGUUUCCCAUUCCCGAGUGUUGUUACCAUUACGACAUUUCCAAAUGCACUUGAAUGCAGCUUUGUGUCACAGCAGCUAAGACAAAGGGUACCUUGUGCUGGAGCUUGUAGCAGGAAACAAGUUCCCCACAGAAUUGCUCCAACGAGCUUCCAUGUAGUCACCUGGUACACAAACUCCAAGUUGGGAGUUGGAGUAAGUGCUUGUGUUUUUUUAACCUCAUAUUUUGUUAAACUUUCUGAUGCAAAAGUUGUUUCCAGGCCCCUGUCCCAUGGACAUAAAAACAGAUAUUGACUGUACUCUGCAGCAUGACCUCAUGUUUCAACUUGAAAGGCCGCAGAUAUACUUCAAACUACGCUCUAUGCAUCUGCAAGAUGCAACACACACAUGAACAGCAGGGACAGAAAGGAGUAAAACUCACCAUAUCGAUGACACACUUGCAUAUCUACAAUGACGGUGUUGUCAAAUUUGCUCUCAUCUCAGAAUGAACGAUAUUGCAGAUAGUUUAGAAACUUCUGCCUAGUAUCUUUUGUACAGUGUUUUCUUGGUGUAUUGCCAUGUUUCUUAUUGAAAUCCUGCAAAGCCAGUAAUUCUAUACGCUCUGACUUCUCUGGUGCAACCUCUAGAGAAAACACCCAGUAACACGUCUUUUACAGUUAUGUGAACAAUGCCGUUGUGCCGGUCGUGUACACGAAGGUUUGGUUAUACAGCAAGUUUAUCUCUGGCCUUAUGCUGCACGGUACUGCAUUUUGUUUUACGGCAACCCCUGAAGCCCAGACACAGCCCACUGCCCCCACUCAAAUAAAUGGGAUUAAUGGUGUUUUUGCCGCAUUUGGUGUGAAUGCAGCCUUAAGGGUAGAACCUCAUGCAUUAGACGAGAGUGAGGGAAAAUACAAUAAUUGAAUUGUCAGUUGAUUGGAAUUAAUUGAACCCUUGUAUUAAAAUCCCAAAUCUACUGAUAUGUACAUAAAAAAACCUCUUCUGAAGCAACUUGAAAGCUAGCAUCCUGACCAAAAAUGAAGUCGGUGGGUCGGUCUUGAUGACUGUAUGUCAAUUCUGGAAUUUCCUGUUAGUCUUUUGGAUCAAAGCGUCCAAUUGAUGCAUUGAGUGUUGAUGCCCAAUUGCACAAUCUUGAUGGUUUGAGUGAAAUUAAUCCUGAAUGUUCUGUGAACUAGUGUGAAAUACAGUUGCUUAAUGCUAUUUAUAUGAACAGCAUUUCAGUGAAACAAGAUAUUCAUGUUUUUGCAAUUUAAACAUUGCUCAAGCUUGUAUAAGUGUUAUAUCUGUACUGUUUUGAAACAGGUCUUGUAGGGACACUAAGAAGGGUCCAGGAUACAGAAAUGUACAGUUUAUGUUUUGUAAAUAGUUCUAUUUAUGUACAUCUGUAAAACUAAUAGUUCUCAUUUAAUUAUUGACUCAUAUUAUUCUCAUAUCAGAAUAUUUCUCACAUGCAGGGCCUUUGCUUUGUGUAAAGCUACAUCAUUUUGACUGCAACUCAUUUACAAUCCGUGAUUCCGCACUUACACCAUUUCUGUGUCACUAUGAAAGAUGAAAGCACACUUAAUGCAACGCUUAAGAAUCGUUCAGCAAAGAGCCAUGUUUGACAAUGUGAAUGUUUGCUUAAAUGCCCUCCAUGAUGAAAAAAAACAUACAAUCAAACCCUGCAGGGUAAAGGAGUAAUAAAAGCUAAAGGUUGUCUUGGCUGACCUAAUGUGAGUGGAUACAUUUCCAGUGUACGGCACAUUUAAAGCAUUAGAACGACUGUACUUUAAGUGGUGAUCUUUUGUUUUGUGGUUGUUUAUUCCAGACAAACACUUCAUAUUUAUCAUUGUUCUAUCUGUGAGGUUUGUUAACAUGUAAACACCAGUUCUUCCUCAAAAACCAUUUGUAGAUGUUUUGUAAAUACUGUUGGUUUUUUUUCUUGCACAUUCACACAUUGAAUGAAUCCUUGAUUUAUUAUAAGGACUUUGUCUUUAUGAUUAACACGUCCUCUUUAAAAACCUCCUCCUCUGUUUUAAGUUAUCUAUCACAGUGUGUUCAGUUUUUAUUGACUGCAUUUUGUUUCACUGCCUUUCAACUAAGAUCAAUGUAGCUGUCGACCUUUAUCUGGGACCUAAAUGUGGCUGUUUAAUAACACUCUGUUAGUUCUGUAUUUUUGGUCUGAAUAGGUUGUAAAACUUCAAUUAAAACUAAACAUGAAAAAAUA
This is a messenger RNA of Centropristis striata (black sea bass), 4203 nucleotides long. RefSeq names its product protein phosphatase, Mg2+/Mn2+ dependent 1Kb (gene ppm1kb). Gene Ontology annotation, molecular function: protein serine/threonine phosphatase activity; cation binding. The transcript is spliced from 7 exons. The coding region runs from base 200 to 1342 and encodes 380 amino acids. The record is from RefSeq and is a predicted model, not a curated record. Gene Ontology annotation, biological process: protein dephosphorylation. NCBI's taxonomy places the organism in Eukaryota, Metazoa, Chordata, Actinopteri, Perciformes, Serranidae.